This is a messenger RNA of Leptosia nina, 2322 nucleotides long. The record is from the annotation of a GenBank genome assembly. NCBI's taxonomy places the organism in Eukaryota, Metazoa, Arthropoda, Insecta, Lepidoptera, Pieridae.
AUGUUUUUCCCUCGAGUGAUCGCGCCGAGUGUGGAAUCAGGAAAACUGGCUCAUCAAUUUUGGAUAUCCUACCAUCCUCCCACUGGUAACAAGCACACGUCCAGUGGCGAUGAGUCCCCCCCAAUCAAAGAAGAGGAUUUGGAACAACAGAAAAUUGAGCAUGAACGACAAGUGCAAAAGGAGAAGGAAUGCCAAGCUCGGGAAGCCGAAGAAGUACGGAUGCUGGAUAUAAAGCUACUCCGCCAACGAGCCAUUGGUGCUGAAGAGGAACAAAGAGAGAAUGAAAUAAGAAACGUUAAGCCGAGUUUAAUUGCACCCUCAGGAACGAGCAGCGAUGAAGAAGAUGCAAUAUUGGCUGGAAUUAACGAAAAAUCUGGUGAAUGUGCCACUCCAAAGUCAGAAUGCAGUUUUGAAGCAGCAUGCAACAGCAGCAGAACUACGGGUAUACCAAGCAUUAUCCAUCCCGAUAUAUCUGUUAGCGAUCUAAGCGGGCUUUGUAUGAGAGAUGGAGCCUCACAAGCCACUUAUAACUACAACCCCAUGGACUCACAGAUAACGCAGAUCGGAGAUAACUUCCUCGAAAUGACGGACUCCGCAGAGUGCUUCGGACAGCCACAGGGUCGAAGGUAUGAUGGAGAGCAUAUGGCCAACGGAGACCAACCAGGACCAAGUAACAUUGGAUCCAAUGGGUGUUCGUCUAACGAUUAUCUCAUUUCGAAGUGUCGUGCCCCUAUAGCGUCAUUAGACUGCAUGGACGAUUUUAGUACCCAUUCUGGACUACACGUCCUUCAACCAGUUGGAUACAACAUGUCCCGCCAUGCCUCCGUGUACAUGGGAAACCACGCAAGCAUGCCAUCAUCCGUUACACCUGGUCUCCGUUACAAGAACUUGGGUAAAUCUGGCCUCCGUGUGCCGAACAUUGGCCUCGGUUUAUGGACAAUGCUGAAUGAAGACGUUGCUGAGGAUCUGAUAAUGACGGCUCUUGAGAACGGCAUCAAUUUGUUUGACCUCUCCGAAGCUCAUUACGCGAAAGGUGAAACAGAGUUGGGUAGAAUACUGAAAAAGCGAAACGUCAGACGAUCAAGUGUGAUCAUAACCACGAAGAUAUAUUGGAGUACAAAAUCCGACGAAAGAGGUCAAUCUCGCAAGCAUAUUAUCGAAACUGUAAAGUCUUCUCUGGCGAGACUUCAGCUGGAAUAUAUAGAUGUCGUAUUAUUGCAUAAAGUGGACCACGUCUGUCCAAUGGAAGAACUGGUGCGGGCCAUGAACUAUCUCGUUAAUCAGGGUUACGUGAUGUACUGGGGAACUGCGCGUUGGACCCCCUCUGAGAUAAUGGACGCCUACUCAAAAUGCAGAGCCUUCAACUGCUGCACACCUGUAGUGGAACAGACUGAGUACCACAUGUUCUGCAGAGACAAAGCAGAACUUUACAUGCCGGAGCUGUAUCACAAAAUUGGAGUCGGUACAAUGGUGUGGUCUGCUAUAACCACUGGGAAGGGUUUGAACCACGAGGAAACAACUAGUCUCUUUGCCAAGUCGCGUUUUAACCGGAAGUACAGCACUUUUAGUUGGUGUGAAGAGGACCCAGUGACAGUCGAUGAGGUGGACAACAAGGACACUUCGGCCACAGAAGAGUUGAGAACAUAUAAGGAUAAGUUGCGGGCGUUAUCUAACCUAGCCAACAAUCUCAAUUGCACGAUACGACAGUUAGCAGUAGCCUGGUGUCUUAAGAACGAAAAUGUCAACUGCUUGUUACUUGGAGCUACCAGUGUGGAGCAGUUCAAAGAAAACAUACACGCGUUACAGAUCGUCCCUCAAUUGUGCCCCGCUGUAAUGGUGGACAUUGAAAGGAUAUUAGCAAACAAGCCUCAACGGCCACCUAUGAUAUCUACAUUAGCUAUGAGAAACCAACAGAACAACGCAAACCGAACCGAUGCUGCUGGUGCCUCCACAUCUGGAGCAGACACUCCGAAGGGUGAUGUUGAUGUCGAGGCCAACGUAGCCACACCCGAGAAGGAGGGGGACAGCAAAGGUUGUUCGGAAUCACUGCUAAAGGACUCGAAACCGAAAUUCUUCUUAAACAAUGCUGGGGAAGUAAUCAGGCGCGUGGAACAUGAUGGAAUCACUUCGGACACCGUGGUCUCGGUGUCCUCGUUGAAGGGGAAACAGCCAGCGUCAGGGGGAAGUAAAGUGAAGAAAUCCAAGUCCGAAUCCUCGCGGUCCCGUUCGGCUUCCCUCCAAAGGUCGUCGUCUGGACAAUUAUCUGUUUCUCGAGACAGGAAAAUGUCGAGGUUUAAUUUGGGUUCCCCAGCUGAUGUUUAA